CUUAUCAGCAGACCUCAGCUCUUUCUGCCGCUAUGUUGGCUACUAAAUCGAUUCGUUUUUAUCUGCUCCUGAUCUUUGUGGCUUCACCUCACAUUUCCUCACCCACGCGAGUAAAUAAGACUGUCUCGGAUGGUAAAGUUUUCAUCACUGGAGACCAUAAUGAAGUUGUUAUGUCUUCCACCCGAGAAACGAAACUGGAAUUGGCUAAAAUCAAAAAGAAAUUAAAGUUAUUAAGCGAGUCGAAUGAAGAUUUGUCCAAUUUACUUCACGCCAUGAACUUGAGGCUAACAGGCUUGGAGAAACAAGUUGCAGGGUACGCUCUGCAAUUUCCACGAAAAGGAACCAGUGAUUACGUCAUCAUUUCACGUGGUAUGCCAAACCUGUCAGCUGUGACGUUUUGUCUGUGGAUAAAAACCGCUGAUACUAGAAAUGCAGGAACACUCCUGAGCUAUGCUGUAUCGGGAAAAAGCAACGAGCUUCUCCUGACUGACUAUAGAAAUCUUGAGUUUUACAUCAACGACCAUGGGAGGGGUUCUACUUCUGUAUCCGCCAAUGAUGGAAAGUGGCAUCAUAUCUGCCUCACAUGGGAGAAUACCGCUGGAUCAUGGAAAUUAUUUCGAGAUGGUUCGGUUGCCGCUUCUGGUAAAAGUUUCCAAACAGGUCACAUGAUUCGUGCAAAUGGAGCCCUGGUACUAGGGCAGGAUCAAGACUCAAAGGGGGGAAAAUUUGAUGCCCGCCAAUCUUUUAUCGGUGAAAUGACAGGUGUCAACAUUUGGGAUCACGUCAUAAAAGACCAAGAAAUCGCACGCAUGUCAAAGUCGUGCCUGACCGAGGUGGGCAACGUGUUUCAGUGGCGCGAGUUCAAAGCUCACAUCAAGGGCUCAUCUUAUCAGCAGACCUCAGCUCUUUCUGUCGCCAUGUUCGCUGCUAAAUCGAUUCGUUUUUAUCUGCUCCUGAUCUUUGUGGCUUCACCUGACAUUUCCUCAUCCACUCGAGUGAAUAAGACUGUCUCGGAUGGCAAAGUUUUCAUCACUGGAGACCAUAAUGAAGUUGUUUUGUCUUCCGCCCGAGAAACGAAACUGGAAUUGGCUGAAAUUAAAAACAAACUAAAGUUGUUAAGCGAGUCGAAUGAAGAUUUGUCCAAUUUACUUCACGCCAUGAACUUGACGCUAACAGACUUGGAGAAACAAGUUGCAGGGUACGCUCUGCAAUUUCCACGAAAAGGAACCAGUGAUUACGUCAUCAUCACACGUGGUAUGCCAAACCUGUCAGCUGUGACAGUUUGUCUGUGGAUAAAAACCGCUGAUACUAGAAAUGCAGGAACACUCCUGAGCUAUGCUGUAUCGGGACAAAGCAACGAGCUUCUCCUGAUUGACUAUAGAAAUCUUGAGUUUUACAUCAACGGCCAUGGGAGGGGUUCUACUUCUGUAUCCGCCAAUGAUGGAAAGUGGCAUCAUAUCUGCCUCACAUGGGAGAAUACCGCUGGAUCAUGGAAAUUAUUUCGAGAUGGUUCGGUUGCCGCUUCUGGUAAAAGUUUCCAAACAGGUCACAUGAUUCGUGCAAAUGGAGCCCUGGUACUAGGGCAGGAUCAAGACUCAAAGGGGGGAAAAUUUGAUGCCCACCAAUCUUUUAUCGGUGAAAUGACAGGUGUCAACAUUUGGGAUCACGUCAUAAAAGACCAAGAAAUCGCACGCAUGUCAAAGUCGUGCCUGACCGAGGUGGGCAACGUGUUUCAGUGGCGCGAGUUCAAAGCUCACAUCAAGGGCUCAAUUGCUUUGGUUUCCCUGAUGACUCAGUCUUAUCAGCAGACCUCAGCUCUUUCUGUCGCCAUGUUCGCUGCUAAAUCGAUUCGUUUUUAUCUGCUCCUGAUCUUUGUGGCUUCACCUGACAUUUCCUCAUCCACUCGAGUGAAUAAGACUGUCUCGGAUGGCAAAGUUUUCAUCACUGGAGACCAUAAUGAAGUUGUUUUGUCUUCCGCCCGAGAAACGAAACUGGAAUUGGCUGAAAUUAAAAACAAACUAAAGUUGUUAAGCGAGUCGAAUGAAGAUUUGUCCAAUUUACUUCACGCCAUGAACUUGACGCUAACAGACUUGGAGAAACAAGUUGCAGGAUACACUCUGCAAUUUCCACGAAAAGGAACCAGUGAUUACGUCAUCAUCACACGUGGUAUGCCAAACCUGUCAGCUGUGACAGUUUGUCUGUGGAUAAAAACCGUUGAUACUGGAAAUGAAGGAACACCCCUGAGCUAUGCUGUAUCUGGACAAAGCAACGAGCUUCUCCUGUGUAACUAUAGAAAUUUUGAAGUUUUCAUCAACGACCAUAGGAGUGGUUCUACUUCUGUAUCCGCCAAUGAUGGAAAGUGGCAUCAUAUCUGCCUCACAUGGGAGAAUACCGCUGGAUCAUGGAAAUUAUUUCGAGAUGGUUCGGUUGCCGCUUCUGGUAAAAGUUUCCAAACAGGUCACGUGAUUCGUGCAAAUGGAGCCCUGGUACUAGGGCAGGAUCAAGACUCAAAGGGAGGAGGUUUUAAAGCCCAUCAAUCUUUCAUCGGUGAAAUGACAGGUGUCAACAUCUGGGAUCACGUUCUAAAAGACCAAGAAAUCGCAC
Pocillopora verrucosa is the source of this 2604-nucleotide messenger RNA. Its product is annotated as neuronal pentraxin-2-like. The record is from RefSeq and is a predicted model, not a curated record. NCBI's taxonomy places the organism in Eukaryota, Metazoa, Cnidaria, Anthozoa, Scleractinia, Pocilloporidae.